CAACAUCCGGGCAAUAGUCAGCUUGCGCAGAAACGGAAUGGCGGAGGUAAGUGAGCGAAAACGAGGGCUGUAAUGAGCCGAAUGAUAGAGAAACUGGACCGUAUUUAAGACUUGUGUCAGUCCUUUUCGUACUUGUGAGUGUCGAUGGUUUCGCUGGCUGUUAAACGCCGCCUGAAAGAGCUCUGCGACGGGAGCAUUUUAACCGGGAAGCGGGGGGAGAAAUGGAGAAUCUCUUCAGCGUAUCGCCUCUCUCUCUCUCCGCGUUCUUGGCUUUAAAGAGCCAUUCCCUCUGCCGUGAUAGUAAAGCCGGGGAGACAAUAGGGAGCCCGGCGGGGUUAAACACGGUGGUGCUGAACUAUUUCAGGUGUGUGGAAAGUGUAACGUGUGAAAAAAGUUCGAGGAGAUGUCAUGACUCGGCCGCGGUAAACUCUUUCGGAAAUAUUGAGAACUAGUUAUUUCCUUCUUGCCACUCGUGGAGAGCCGAAGAGAGGAAGAGACGUUCAGCACCAAGUCACAGGAAAGCGCCCCUGGUCAGUCAGACAGCGCCCGUUGGGUUGGGAGAGGCACGUUGCAUCGACAUUGAGGCUUCCACCUAACUUUUAUAACUUCUUCACCCUGUAGUACUAUCGUCAGAGCCGUGGGGUGAUUCAAUGAGGGGUGGCACUCGGUGUGAACAUGGUUGGGUUUGUAACUUCUCCUUCCAGCAUGUCCUGUAUGCUGCUAUCCAAACUUUUUUCACCUCUGUAGCCUACUAUGCGGCCUCAACUUCCAUGAACGCCACACUUUGUCAUUAACCUCCCACUCUCAAACUUAAUUUAAAAGGCGAGCUGACACAGGAGAAAACUAUUCUGUCCACGGUGUGAAACUUGUUUUUAGUUCUGUUUUGAGAUCAAGAUAUCAUAUCACAACAAUACCUAAGAAGCUGUGUUCUUGUUUUUGUGGAGUCAGAAAAUCUAAUACAGGAAGGUUAUAUGCUGGUUACAAAGAAGUGAUACAGACAAUGAAGACAUGACCUUUAAAGUGACACAUUUGUCCCCACAGUAGUGUCCUGAGUCAAAAAGAGUGUAAUGGAGUGGUUUCAAAGUCAGGAGUCAGCUGAUGUGUAAUGGGAUGAGCCAGGAUCAGCCACUAUCUGAUCCCUCAUGUUGUGUGUGUGCACGUGCGUCACAGAUGCACAGAGGAAUGAGCUCCCAUUGUAAUAUACCCUCUUUCUGUUUUGACUUUACAUGAACAUGUGUCUGUGUUUCUGCAGGUGGGUAAAGAGCCCCUGAAGAUAAGUGUGGAGGUUGUGGCUUAGAGGAGAACGGAUGAGGAAGAGAAAUGAAGGCCCUCCACAGGAGAAGCAGAAGUCCCAACAGGCCUUUGUGAAGUUGGAGGUGAACUUUCACCCCAUGAAGAUGGCAACGCAGUCCCACACUGUACGCUCAAGUUCAGCCGUGUCUGCAGACAUAAAAGUUAGUUGCCGCGUGGAUUCAUUUGUUUCUUAAGCAGAAUUUGAAUAUGGUAUCUUAACUACUCUGAUGCACCCAGAGUAGUCUUAUUGGAAGUGAAAACUAUUUCUGCUUUUGCAUGAGACAUUAACAGCAUGUUUUUUUAAAAGUCAGUUCAACAUCAUUAUUACCCUGUGUACCUUAAUGCAGAAAAAAUAUUCAAAUGAAUUGCUAAUAUAAUUAUUUUUCUGGAAUUACAGACAGAAAACAUCUUUUUCAUAAGACUAGUCUAAAAUAGGUGCUGCAUUUACACGCUUCUGAGAUACUGACCUUGGGUGGUGAGAUAUCCAGAGUUUUGAGGUGGUUCUCUCAGCAACAAUAACUGCUUGAGAUUCUGUAAAACUAUCAGAUUAUAAUGUAUUUUUUUAAUUUAAACUUUAAUUCAUUUCAUUUUCAUUACAUGUAAAAUGUUAUACUCAGAGUUUGGCUUUUGGCUUGUUAAAAUCAGGAAUCCAGUAUCUCAAAUAGCUUGAAUAUUUUCUAUGAUCAAUCCGACAAAGAGUUUAAAUACAAAAAUGUGUAACUUUAUUUUAAAAAUCAGUACUUCUUUGCUUAUUACCGCAGUAGCAUGGCAUGGAGCUGGCACUGCUGAGGUGUUACUGAAGCCCAGGUUGAUCAAAUGUUGGCUCUCAGCUCGUCUGUGUCUGAGGGUCAGGUGUUUCUCAUCUUCCUCUUGACAAUACCCCACAGAGUCUGUCUGGUCAAGCCAGUUUGCUGGUCCAACAAGCACAUUAAUAUCAUGUUGACAUAUCUAUUUGGUAGGAGUUCUGGCUCUAAAGGAAGGUGCUUAGUCCUGUUUUAGAAGGAGUUCAGAACCUUCAUAAUGCUUGUCAUGUAAGCAUGAAGAACUCCAAAACCACCCGGUAGAAGUGUUUACUCUGACUUGAUAAAACACAGUGUACCACAAAUCACCAUAGAGUGUGGAAACUUCAUCUGGUCUUAAGAUGUAUGAUGAAUGCGACAAUUGUAGUCCUUUCUUGAAGAAAUCUGUGCUUUGGGUGGUUCUUGAUGCGCAGACACCAGCCCUUGUCUUGAAGCUCAGUUUUUUCAUCAGUUUUCCCGAGACUGUGGUCGCCCCUGGUGCUUGUUGACCUUUUCAACACUUCUAUUUCCUCUCAUUCAAGUUUCCAUUGAAGUACUUCAAGAUAACUCUGAACAGCCAGAAUUUUUAGCAAUGACUUUCUGUGCUUUACCCUCCUUUUAGAGGGUGCUGGUGGUGAUGGUCUUUGUGACAACUGUCAAGCAGUCUUACCAGCCAUUGUGGUUUAUUGUAUUGAAACUAAAUGAUAAUGUUUUUAGAUGAUUUUGUUCAAGUUAGCAAUAGAUUAUGCAAAUUGUUCCAGGCAUCCUCUCCCCAGCAGCGCUUCUCCGUCAAGGGGAUUCUGGGCAUUCCCAUGCCAAAUAUGAUAUUUAAUCUUUUCAGUGAGUUUUAGUAUGCCCUGGAGUCUCCUCCCAGUUGGAUGUGCCCAUAGGAAACCCCCAAAGAGAGGCACCCAAGAGGCAUCUUUAUCAGAUGCAUGAAACAUUACAACCGGUGUCUUUUAAUAGGAAUUAGUGUUUCUAACAUGAGCUCUCAUCUGGAUGUCAGAGCUCAGGGUAUUAUCCCUAAAGCUGAGCACCAUCACUGUUUGGAGGUAACUCAUUUCAGCUGCCUGUAUCUGCAGUCUCAUUCUUUCACUCACUACCUACAGCUCAUGAAGGUAGGUGAGGGGUGGAACAUUAAUCAGUAAAUUGAAGGCUUUACCUUCAGACUCGGGUUCCUCCCCACCACAACAGUCCGGUGCAAUACCGGCAUUACUGCUGAGACUGUACUGACAUGUCUGUCGAAGUCACAAUUCAACUCCCACCUCCAAAAAAACUUUGUGGGCAUCCCAGGAAAGAUGAGAGUCUGUUUAAAGCCUCCAUUGUGGAAGCUGCUGCCAGGAGUUGUUACCAGAAGACCAUCAGGACCAGUCAAGGCAGCAAGUUUCAUGUCUACUGGUAGACACCAAUGAUAAAGGAAGCUGUCAGGCUGCAGCAGGCCUUAAGGGCUUGAUUUGUCCAGGGGUUUCCAGAAGCAGCAGAGAGAUACCAAGUGGCAUAGGGCGCCUUUGGUAUCUCCAGAGACAAUAACUCGAGUGUUUGAGGAGUGUGUGGAGGCUAUGGAGAAGGUCUCUCAGUUGACAUUAAGGGUGUUUUGGCAAACUGAUUCAAGAGGGUGAAGCAGGACUUGGCUUAGUCUGUUCUCAGCAGGGGUGGAGAACUACUGAUCUGGAUCAGGGUAGUUGGGGUGUGGGAGGAACACUUUGAAUCCAAAUGACAUGUCCUCAGAGACAGUGUUCAGAGAUAAAGGGGAGACCUCUCUAUAUCUCUGGCAGAGGUCUUUGAGAUAGAUAAAAGCUCUACAGCGGCAAGAUAAGAGAUAGAUGAGAUCUGCCCCAAGAUGCUGGAGGAUCUUGACUUUGUUGGGUUAUCUUGGUUGACUCAUAUCUUCCAUGCCUUAGAGCAAUACACACUAAGGUGGUGGUUCUCAUUUUUAAAACAAAGGACCAGAGUGUGUGCUCAAUACUCAUCACACUACUCAGCUAUGGAGUUAUAUUUCACUUUUUAUUUUUUGAGCCCUGAUGGAAAAUGUUAAGCUUUUUCAUGAUACUGUGAUUUUUUGAGCUGCAGCUUUACUGACAAACGAAAGGAUAGAAAGCUCUGUGUCACAACCAUUGGCUGUAUAUAGAAUGGAUAUCCUCUGCCUCCUCGCUGGGUAAAGCCUCUGUGUGAACAGCACCCCCUGGUGACUGGUUGCAGUAUAGGUCAUAAAUCCUGCCUCCUCCAGCAAAAUGAAUGGAGUUGUGGACAAACUAUAGAAAUUAGUUACACAGAAUAUAAAAUUUUCUCUCCCCUGGUUGUGAUGUUGACAUGUUACUGUAAGACUGGUUUGUGCUCAAGUCCUCUUUUUUUCUGUACAGCUCUAUUUUCAGAAGUUAUUAGGGGGUUCAUGUUUUCUAUGAUUGACACUUGAUACAGCCUAUGGGUGUACGAGGAUUGCAUUGAAUAUCUGUGGGAUAUGCUGUUAGAACAGAGCGUCAUCACAGCGACUCUCCCGCCAAAUGCUACUGUGCAAAUGCCUGUUUCAGGAAAUGGAGAAAAUCCCCAAAAUACUAAGAGCAAAUUAGCUUCAAAUUCCUACAAUGACGGGAGGCGGAGCCAAGUUGUCCAUACAAUAUACAGUCUAUGGUCACAACAUCUACUGUAGUAAUAUCCCUGUUGAUAGAUGCUGGACUUAAACAAAAAGGCACAGAGUACAACACUGUUUUUGGUUUUAUAUUCCUUUCUGUCUGAAUUUUGUGAACUACUUUUUUCAGUGCCAUACAUAAAUAUAUAUGUUAGUAUGUAGGUGAGGUGAUAUGUAAAUUAAACGCUCAUAUCAGAGGCUGCAGGUUCCAGAUUUCACUUGUCCCAAAUACAAAGUGAAGACGGAUAGUUCUGUUUUAUCUCAACAACUGAGAGUGUGUAAGUAACCCUAUAAUCUCCCUCUCCCUGUUGUUGCUGCCAACCUCUUCGUCUUUGUAGGCCAGUGAGCUUCCACUAGAGGAGCUGCUGGCUCUGUACGGCUACACGGUGUCAGAUCCAGAGAAGGAGACCUGUCACAUGGCUGCCAGCCUGCCAGGCAUGACACUGGACAAGGUAGGAGAAAGAACCAAAUAUGUCUGUUUUAGUUCAAUUUUGUUUUAUUUACUUUAUUGUUCUGAAGGUUUUAAUAUUUUGCAGGAUCUCUUUCCCGCGGAGGAAGAAGAAGAAUCGUCAGCUGAUGAUCUAACCCCAUCGGUCACGUCAAACACGUCAGAUCUGCUCCAACGCCUCCAAUGUAAACACAAAAAAACACAUGAAAACACUGACAUAGAACUGAUUCAGUCAUUUGGUAUUAAGUCCAGCAAAACAAAAUGUAGAUUUGCACAGUCUGGCUCUAUCUGGACAUUCCUGGAGACUUUGCUGAUGGUGAAAUUCAUUUCAUUGUUCAAUUUAAACCACUGCUGCUGACAUUUCAAAAACUUAAAAGGUGAAAGACUUCAGUGUCAGAAAAGUAAAUGAAAGAUUCUUUGUUAUUCUCAGGUUCUUCCUGUGUGACUUGAUUUACUCUCUCCCUGUAGCUUUCUGUAACAUGUCACAGACACUCAAGUAUAUCUACACUCAGGGAGUUCCUAUUUAAUCAAACAACAUUCUCAUGCUUUUCAGUCUCUUUGAACUCAGCCACAGUAUCUGUAUUGAAUCCACAAAAUAACAUAAAAUUGAACAUGUGGCACAUUUGCUGCUUUGUAAAUGUUAUAAAGUAUAGACUGAUGAACUGAGCAUUUUUUAACAGUUGAAAAGAAGAAGAGCCUUUCUUUCAUUUUUUGCUGAGCCUUUCCUUGGCUUUUAUUUUUUCUAUUUCAUUUUUAUGCUGCACCACUGAUGGUUGUGACUAGAGGCAUGUUUCUGUUUUUCCCAUGUGUAAUUAGACUGAAGGAUUUUGGUGGUGAAAAGUCAAGUCCAGCAUGACCCAUUCCCAUAAAUUAGAUGUUUUAGAAUAGGUUUUUAAUUUUACAGCAGGAACUUUGUCCACAUGUUUAAAGGAUGAAGUUAUUUCACAGUUUUUAUCAAAGUUCAAGGUUGCUGUUACCUCACUAAAUAUAUUUUGGCUUUAACUCAAGAGUUGAUGAAAAAAUUCACACAUUUAUGAAUGAGGCAGAAUAUUGGUCUUGGUUUUGGAAACACCCUGAAGGAAAUCAUUCAAAACAAGCUCAAAUACCUUCUUAGAAAUUAGUUAAUUUGGUAGUAUAAGGUCCCCUUCAUUUGUUGAUUUGUACAUUUUUACUCUUAAACAAAUAUACUGUUUCUUAAUCUCUGCUAAUCAUGUCUGUUUAGUCUAUUAUAAGGCUAAACAGACAUGGAUGUGAAGUGCACUCUGGCUGGCUUUCAGAGCCAUAAACUGUCACUUUUACUUUAUCCAUCAUGUCCCUUUAUUAUCUAUCAUAAUAUUUGUUGCUGUCUGGUGGUUAUUUUCUUGAAAAUCCCAUAUUUUGAUCAUUUUUAGAAUUCACUUAUUAGAUCAUGGUUGAUGAAAAUCAAAUGACAGAAAAACAAGGUCUCGUUUUUGAAAGAGUAGCUGUGAUCUGUCAGCAGACGUGAUUGCAAAACAGCGUCAAAGAGAUUCAACAAAGCUUUUUUGUUCAUGCAGCCCUUGUAAAGUUUUGAAAUUGUUGUCUGAACCUUUUCUCUGAUGUUUUGUCUCACAGGUGGCGAUAAAGACACAUUGGCCAGUUCAUCAGAUGAAGACUCUGAUGAUGUCGCAAUUCCCUCCAAUGAAGAGCACAAGGUUUGUCACUGAGGACAAAAUCACUCACCUGUUGAUCACUGGAAGUUUUUGAAAAAAGACACACAACUUUCCUUUGACUCGUAGUAAAAGUCAUAAGAAGAGUGUAUGUUUAGCUGCAGUUUUGUUGUUUAUCAGGAGAGAAAAUCACAAACAGCAUCUUCCAAAAUGCAAUCAGGCUAAGUCUUUGUUUACAUGAUGGUUUGCACUAUCAUAAAACGCAGCUGCCUCGCACCACACUUCUUGCUGCAGUGGUAUCUGAACUUUGAGAGGGAAUUAAUAACUUUGAAAUCAUUCUCUGAUGAAACACUAAAAUUACAACCAAGGAAAGGACUUUGCAAAUCGCAAAACCUUAGAUUUAAUUGAGAAUAGUGCACAAACAACAUAUCAGAUGUUAAAACUGGAAAAUGUUAUUGCUUUAUGAAAAGUAGAUGGUCUUUAAAAUUACAUGCCAAGAUUGUGUUUUAGGAAGGUGGAGACGGAUAUUUUUACCUCAUCUUUGUGCCGCUAACAUCAGCACAUUUUAACUCAGUGUUUGACUUGAUGUCUUGGCACUAUUUCACUCUCAAAAUGGGAUUUAAAUGAUUCAAAAACCGUGAAAAAAAAUGCUCCCAAUUUUUUGAAGUUGGGGUCGUUGUGCAUUGGACCUCAGCUGUGGUUGUGGUCAAGUCCUUGAGUAUUUGAGAACACUUCUGUACAGCACAGAUUUUAGAUGUUUGGUUAUGUUGGAUGCAUUUCUGGAUACCAACACACUCCUGAUUUCCCCUUUUAGGAGAUCAUGGUGGGCUCGAUGUAUCAGGCAAAAAUCCCUCCACUCUGUCCGUAUACCUGUCAAGAGAGAGGUAAGCAGCUGAAGAGUUCACUCAUCACUUUGGAUGGAAAGAAGUGUAUCUGAUGUUUCAUUCAUAUCAAGUCAAGGAUGUUGUGUGCGCUUGACGUGAAAUCUCAUCUCUUUGUCGUCUUCACGUCCACUUUUCCUCUUUUUUCCUCUUCUUCCGAUAACUCAUUGAAUCUGCUGCCUCGCUCUCUCCACAUCUCUUAACUCUCGAUAUGUCUUUGUUUUUCUAGCCCACAGCAGUGAGGAUCAAUUGCUGUGGAAGCCAGGUGUUCUUCCCGUGCAAGACGUGGAGGAGUUCUUGAUGUGUGCACAGAGACUGCGCGGCCAGGAGGGGGCGUCCUACUUACGGACACAUGGAGACACUGUCCAAGACAACGAACAGGUAGACUCGCUCACAAAUUGAAUAACAGAGAUGCUGCAGGCAUUUUUUUAAUGAGAGGAGACAAAUCUAACCCACUCCCUUCCUUUGGUUCUCAGGCUUUGUAUGAGCUGGUGAAAUGCAACUUCAAUGCAGAGGAGGCAUUGAGGCGGUUAAACUUCAAUGUGAAAGUUUUUAGCGGUAAGAAACAUCCUGUUAUACUUUUCUUGUCCUCUAGAACUCAAAACUGUAAAAAGACAGAAUAUGUGUCUAAUAAUUAUAUUAUAGAGAAUUAUAUCCAACCUGUUUUCAGUUAAAGUAAAUUUUGCAUCAUUUUUUGAGUCUCCUCUCACAGCUGUGGGAAAACAUCUCCUCUCUUGACUCCUGAGGUUUAAAAUGAAAAACUGUAGAAGGAGGUUUUAGUCUUAAUGAAAAAGCAGGACACAAGGUUGUCCAGUGUGGUAAUGAAAACAACUUCCUCAUAAAGACGCGUUUUCAAAGUUCACUUAAGUAGAGUUGCUCAUCUUAGACCUGAACACACAUCACCCACAGCUUUAGAGUUUGAGGUUAACCCUUUAGUUCAAUAAUCUGCAAGGUGUAGUGAUCCCAGCCGUCAGAAUCCAUAUUGGAGCCCUAAGAAUCCAUUUCUGCCUGAGGACACGACAAAGUAUGAUUUUUUUAUUCAAUACCAUGACAGUACAACACCAACUCAGGAGAAGAAGAGGAGGAGUUCACUGAGCUGACCUCCUGACCACCUGUUCAGCCAUGAGGCUUCAGUCUGAAUCCAAGAUCUUUGUUUGGAUUUGGGAGGAAGAAUAAAUGCCCACUGCCAUGUCAGAGAGCCUUUCUCCACAUCCCCUCUGACUUUCUCUCGAGCUGACUUAAUCAAUACAGAAUAUAGAUCCAAUGUUGAACUCUAGUGGCACUGCCUUUAGCCGAAAACAUAGAGGAUCCGUACUGAGUGCGUUCCGUAUUUGAGCAGCAUUGAGUGUCGCAUACAGGACGUGUAUUUGGAGCGUUGGCAGCAGCGUAGUGCAGCCCCGGUCAGCUGGGCUCAGUAUAUAGAGAACAAAAUGCUCACAACAGGUUGUUUUGCCUUUCUGUGGUCUAUUUUCUGCUAAUUUGGACAUAAUUCAGUGACCGUUGAGCCUCUACUAUUUGUGAAAAAGCAACGUGAUUCUACAGUUUUGGUUUUUGCAGGUUUACUCGUGUUUAAUAAAGUAAACUAUGUUCCUUUAUGCUGUUACCUUCAGACAGAGUUAGCAGUUAAAAGUCCUGUUGGAGUCCACAUGGAUCAGGGAUUGACCAUCGGAUUGUUCUGUGUUACUGAUAAAUCCAUAACCAGGAUGUUUUUCUCAUUUACACAAACUGAUACACAGUCAGGAGUUCGCAUAUGUUGUUUUAUUUUGAAAUACCAGAUGACAUGCACAGUUUUCAUGCUUGACUUCCUGUCUGGGAUGAUCUUCUUUGUGUGGAUUGAUGCGCAAUGGAAGCAUAGAGCAGCAAAAUAGACUCGCUGCGUAUCUUUUGCAAAACCGUGGUAACUUCACAGGAUUUAAUAACUUCAAGUGAAAUCUGAUGAUUCUUUUGUUUCUCCAGAAGAGCUUUGUGCCUGGAGUGAGGAGGAGUGUAGGAACUUUGAGCAGGGUUAUCGAGUUUACGGGAAAAACUUCCACCUCAUUCAGGCUAACAAGGUGAGUUCUCAUGAUGAACCUGAACAGUGUCUGAACCAAGCUUCCUGCUCAAAACAAAAACAGUGUUCAUUUUUUGUAUCUUCCUCAGGUACGAACGCGCUCAGUUGGGGAGUGUGUGGAGUAUUACUACAUGUGGAAGAAGUCUGACCGCCAUGAGUACUUUACCCAACAGGCCACCAGGCUCAGCCGCAGGAAGUACAACCUUCAAUCAGGGAGCAUGUGAGUAUUUACAAGGAUAUGAAUGACGAAUGACAUUCAAGCCAAGAUUUAUGCUAAAUGAGUGGGAUGAACAAAAGAUCCAUUAUUUUACUGCAAACAGCUGCUCUCUGUGAUGUGCGGCCCAGCCUCAACUCUUUGUACAAUUUCAAUCUGAAAUGACAUCCUGGUUACUCACUCACUUUCAAUGCCUGCUAUGCUGCACUAACAGCGGCCGUGCUGUGUUUUGCAGGGAGGAUGGAGAACAGGAUAGGGAAGUUGGAGAGCAUGAAGGCAGCAACAGUUCCUCAGGCUUGUUGUCUCACAGCUCUACCAGGCAGCUCGAAUCCCCGUCACCUCCACAGUCAAACCUGGAUACAGACAAACAAGGUAACAUUUAGAGGUUGGCAAUUGAUUUCAAUGAUAAAAGGCAGUACUAUAGUGUAAUACAUUUGUUAUCUCACAGAUGGGCUGAAUAGAUAAUGAGUCAAGGGUCACAGCGUUAUCAAUACUAUGUGAUUUGAUAAAUGGGGUAUAUGUUGAAACAAUCCCAAACACAGCAUGUCUGAAGUUUUCACAGUGGUUCCUAAAAAUACGGAAAUCAAGGGCUGUGUUUCUUCACCCAUCUUUUUGUAUUUGAACCAUAAACAUACAAUGUCAGACACAUUUUUAAAAUGACAUUACUCUGUGUAUUUUUGUUUUUGUCAGUUGAAUACGGUGGCCGGGAAGUGUCAGACGAUUUGCAUAUUCAAACGAAAAAAAACACGAAUGCAAACAGCCACAACACGAACCUAAAUAAUGACACCGGAAGUAAUCUUGCAGCAGAAUCAGAAAUGGGCAAACUACCACCAGGGUUUCUGACAGACUAUUAUUACUGAUGGACACGUUGUAAAUGGAAGGUCUGGAGAGUUGGAAAAAUUAAGUUAUCUAAAGUUUGCUUGCAGGUUUCCUCUUUGAUAAAUAUCAUUUUGCGAUCAUCUCAGUAAGCAAUGGAAAUUUGCGAGUGAACAUUAGUUUACUUACUUUUUCAAAUGCUCCAGAUUCUCUCCAUACACAGUGGCCUUUAUUUAUCAAUCUUGCGUAGAACUGAGCGCAGGAUUCAUCAUACGAUAGGACACGUGAGAUUUAUGAAAGGUUUGUAUCUGACCAAUCCCAGCAUACGUAUGACCGGGUCUUGAUAAAUGCAGUGGCUAAAAUCGAUCGUCGUUAACAUGUUUACACCCUUAAAUAUUCGUGGUUCAGGAGCCUCGCCCACUGAGGUCAAACAUGAAAGAGGAGAAAUAUUAGAAAGAUUCCAAGCUUUUCUGAGCUGAAAGUGGAUAUCCUCACAUCUGUGGUGGAAACUAACGAGGAUUUUCUCUUUGGAAGCAUCAAAACUGUAAAAUCAGUAUAAAAGCAGUCCAGAAAACUCCUGUCUGGAGCAGGAAUAGUGAACAGUGGCUGAAUUUUUAAAUAAAUCAUUAGUCAAUAAGUUGCUCAUGAUGAUAAAUUACUAUCUCAUACAUGCCUCAUAUUUUUUUAUUGUGUUGUAGCUGGUCUGUCCGCGAUGUGUAGAUGCAGAAGGAGGCUUCAUGACACUGGCCUGCUUGUAUAAUAGGAUUUUAUUACAAAGACAACACCUCUGUCAAAACAGGGCUGCAGUUGCUGGGAGAGGACUGCCAAUGAUGUCCAGCUCUCCCAAACCUGAGUUUGUGAUCUUGUGAUAUAGGGUUAGAGGUUUUAGGUCCUCCUACAUCCUCUGUUUAUCUUUAAGUUAUAUUCCUUUACAAUCUGCUUUACGCCUAUCUGACCUGUGACCUGCAAACCCCCAACAGUGAGGAUAUCUGGACCAGGUACCAUAAAAGAGACCCAAUUCCCACACUUCACCAUUUGCUUAUCUAAGGCUCUCCCUGGGAAAUGCUUUAACAUGUUGUAUGUUGGUGCUGUACUCUAGAUACCACAACUGCCAUGACACAGGCUACGCUGCUCCUAUUAUUGAAAGUAUUUAGUUUUAAUUUGUUGCCUCUUUGUAAUGUAGAGCAGACUGGAGAGUCUGACAGAGGCUGAACAAAAAUAAUUAUUAAUGUCACCAAACGGUGUGUUGCUGCUACUUAGACACAUUUUUAUGGAAUUCUAUUGGAUUUUUAUCACUAAAUAAAGAGCAAGAGCACUUUCUAAACUUACACUUUACAUGACAGAAUCCAUGGAUACGGUCCUGUCUCCUCUGUACAGCACCAUUGUGGAGUCUCUCCUCGUUAUUAUUCUCCGGGCAUCAGGUCGUCACGUUGCACCUGCACAGCCAACGGCACUCCAUUCACCAGAGCCACAUUAGGCAAAACCGUACUGGCCCAAAUGAUGUCCCACACCCUUUCAGGAGUGUACAACAACGUCCCCGCUGCUGGACCAAGACAGAUACAUCUGCCUUUUAGGAGUCAAACGCAGCACUCCAUAUGUGCGUGUGUGUGCGCCAUGUUAAAACGGCGCUCCUGCUCUGUGGCAGUGUUUCUGCGCAGAGUUAUCAAAUAGGCCUAUUCACUAACAACAUAACAAUUUUAUUUUAUUGUAUUUAUUUCUAAAUCUUUAAUGAAAUCUGUCUAAAUGUGCGUAAUGACAGGUUUGAGGUUUGUAUAUCAAUUAUUUUGAGACAGACAUUUGCUGCACUGCAGAUCCACACUGACUCAAACUUGCGUACAUGAUGUCAAACCUGUCGUGAAAUUUGGUCGUAGCAUACGCUCACGUGCACAUGGAUAGAUGCCGAUCCUCACGUCGCAACUUACGUACGCAAGCGAACAUGAGUUUUCUGCCGUUUGCAAGCUUGAUAAAUGAGGGCCACUGUGUCUGUCAGUGAUAAUGGUCUGUCAGAAACGCUAGUGGUAGUUUGUCAAUGUCUGAUUCCACUGUAAGAUGACUUUUUCAACGUCGUUAUUUGCGUUCAUGUUGUGGCUGUUUGCAUUUGUGUUUUUGUUCUUUUGCAAAGUGUUUUGAAUAUGCAAAUUGUCUGACACUUACAAGACACCGUAGUUGAAAGCCUUAUUUUGAUCACAUGGUUUGACUUUCAUUUUGACAUUACAUAUUCAUCAUAAACCAUAUUUACAUAUGUCUCCCCUCCUUUGUUUCCCCUGCUACUUUCUUGCUUUUUGUGUGUCCUGUUGUGUUGGUGCAUGGCUGUAUGCAUGUCUACGUCUCUGUGCUCUGUGCAUGCACAUCUGUGGACAUGGUACUCCAGAGGAGGAGGGCCGUCCCCGGCGCAGACGGACUCCCCGCUUUCUAUUAAAGCCAUGAACUCGGUCCAGACAGGCCACAGAUAGCAGGCUGGGCCUGCAGGUAAAUAAGGCAAAAAGAAACACUUAAAAAGGGGGUUUGUGAAUGAUAUGGUGAUUGGGAACAAGUUGCUUUAACCUGACUGUUUUUGAUAUUAAGAGGUGGAAAGUAACUAAUUACAUUUACUGAAGUUAAUACAAUUUAGCAGCUUUAUUGUGUACUUCUAUUUUUUGAGUAGUUUCUAAUAUUUGCACUUUUACCUGAGCUUCUAUAUUUGACACUGUAUCUGAUACUACGUAAAACUACAAAGUCACUUGCUGGGAGAAAAUCAAAGUAACUCAAACUCAUCAUGUAAGUGUACUUAUACUGGAGUAGAAUAUUUUCAUCCUCAUUUCACCCUUGUCAAAACUUAAACUAUAACUUGAAUCCAAUGAUACCGGUAUUAAAGCUAUUGUAUAUGGCUGUGAAGCAUCUUUUGGCCCAUCAGUAUGCGAUCCAAAUUACAAGUACUUCUCAAAAAAUUGUUGUCCUGAAAAGAAAAAUAUUUUCCACCGUUUACAAAAAGAUUUAAGUCUAACAUAACCUCAAUCACUGCGUAUAAACAUAAUUUAGAUCAUUAUGAAAAAAAAAACAUAAAAAAUUAAAAACAUAGCUGAAAAUAUUAGAUUAUUUCUCAUCAGGGUAAACUAUAAUACAGACAGUUUAGUAUAAAUACAGUGAAUUUCUUGAUCUGGUUCAGUACAUCCAACCAUAAUCAUAGGAAAAACUCCAGACAUCACAAUUGUCCAAAAAAAACGAUUUAGCUUUUGGUUUCUUUCGUGAGCUAUGAGCCACAAUGAACUAAUUCAAAAGAAAAAGGCUUGAACUAUUCCACCUUACAUGUAAUGAAAAUAUUUACCUAUUAAAUCAAAUUCAGGAAAAAAAGAAAAAACAAAAACUUUUUCAUGACUUUUUGAUUUUUUGAGAUGUACCUAAAUAUUUAAAAUAAUGUCAGGUAUGUUUAUUUUUUAUUUUUUUUUAAAUUCUGUGUCCUUGUCCUUGACUCCCGCAUGCAUUUAAAAUUAAUUUGAGUAAACUGAAUUUUUACCACAACAUCCACCGGUUUAUCAGUAUUUUAUAUCAAACUGAAAUCUGUUUUUGUGUCUCAAACUUUUGACCAUAACUUGACUUUAAAUUUGCUUUAACAUAGCUAAGAAAAGUUGUUAGCAUUUUUUAGCAGCUGUUAUGAUCAUUAUUAACUUGUACAGCACUCAAAGAUCUACAGUGCAAAGCAACAAAACUCAUGAGGUAAUCACUGAAUACACAUGCUUGACAGUGGAGUAGACAUAUUCUCAAAUUUGAAGGCAGUUUACUGAGCGAGAGAAAAAUAAUCUCCAACUUUUACCGAGUUAGGAGCAGCUUUGUUUUUUACCUCUUUAUCUAAGGGACAACACAGACAUCCUAAAUUUAAAGUUCCUCUUAAUAACACCUGUCAUAUGUUUAGAUAAUUUCUCAACAUAAACUUUAUUAGACCAAAAAAAAAGAGUUGUAAUAGAUUGGAGGACUGCAGCAGCAGAUAUUUAACCACGAUGUGAUCUUUCGUCCUCUUCUGCAUUCGUCCAGAUGGUGAGCUGGUGACAGGGCUGUCAGACCUGUGUGGGGACAGAUGUCCACAGCAGCUGUUUGCCUGUCCCUUCUCUCUCCUGCCCAUGGAUGACCUGCAGGAUCCUGGCUCAGGCACUUGUUGUCCCUCAGCUCCAGUACAGCUCCUGCUUCAGCCGUCCCCUCAGAGCUCCCUGUGGGCCUGCGGGAGUCCUCCGUCCUGCCACAACGAUCCUCACCUCCCGGGCUCAUGCUUCUACCAGCUGCACAUGUGUGGCGGACCUUUUGUUGACGAGAGCCAUGACUGUGGUGCGGCAGGAGAUGGGACCGUCUCCCCCUGUGGGUUGCAGGUGGAGUUUAGCCUGCCGCCCGCCUCCCCACCCUCACCUGCUGUCCUCCCAUCACACUUUCAGGCGUUUGGCAGCCUGCUGCACCCCUCUCCCGUCCAGCAUCCUCGCUCUCUCACAAAGUGAAGGCUCAUGGGGGAAUUUAAACUGAGUGGUACUCUAAAAGUUUUCCCCUGAGUCAAGAUUUUUGACAGUUAAGGACAUGAAGUGCAUUUACCAAACUCUGUGAAAAAGAAUGGACCUACUACCUGCAUCAGGGGGUCACAUGUCUGCCUGAACCCUCUCCUUAAACGGAAACACUUGAACCCCUGUCUGUUGUUCACUGACGUGUUUAAAUCUUUUACUUUCACCUGGUGAUGAUGUGUUUAUGAACUGUUUUAUUUCCACAACCUGCAGCAGAGCAGUGCGAUGAAUUUGCUGUAAUUUAAACUUUGUUGUGGAAGCUGAGUGAAUGCAGGUGAUGGAAGCUACAGGAAUCAUGCAAACAAACCCAGAAGCAGCAUGAUUGUCUUCAACCAAUAACAGUUGUAAUUGCUGUUACUGUAUUUUCUCUUUAUUUAUCAGGUUAUUCAGAAUAAAAAAAUGCAGCUCAGAUUUCUCCAAAGGUUUUCCACCGAGAGCCAAUCGCUUGUUUCUUUAUGUAUGUUCUGCAGCUUCCAAGUUUUUGCUUGGAGACGCAUCUAUUGAAGUCACAACAUGACUCGUUUGGGUGAAAUGACAGAGUGAAACUUGCUUUUUAAACAUUUUAGAAUGGUUUAUUUAAAUAUUAGCUUGAAUGUUUCCAUUAAGUCUAUAGUUGUAUCUACAUUUUUCCCACUUUUUUUUUUUCUUUUUUUUUUGUUUGCACUUCCACCCUCUUUCACUCCACCUGUCUGGAAACAUUUUGCAUAAGUGUCAAUCUUUUCUUGUAAAUUUUGAGAUUUUACAAAGUACAUGUGUUUUCUACUGCUAAGACACAAACACGAAAAAAGAAAAAAAGAACAUUUUUCCUUUUUUUUUUUUUGCCUCUGCCUCUGUGGAGUUGUUCUUCAUUUGAAGAUUUACACAGAGAUUCAUUAAGACGAUGUGCUUUCUUUGUCCCCGUAUCUUGUAAGUGAUCUUUCAUCUUGACUGGUUCGGUAAGAAACAGUUCAAGUUGCAGAAGAGGUAUCCAAUCAAAAUGUUUAAAUGUACAGUGUAAACAAAGUUAAAUCACUGAUUGCUAAUUCAGCUUCCUGGAUUCUGUAACCACAAUGAUCUGAUAGUCUGUGAAAUAGUCUGAGUCUGUCAUUAAUCCUCAGAACAGAUAGAGGAGUGACCGUUUUAAGGCUAUUGGAUUAGAGCACAACUUUUUGAUGAUAGAGAACAAACAUGAACAGAUUACUCUGACAUGAAAUUCAACAAUUCCAGCACAAAGUUUGUUUUGUUUUUUUUAAGUUUGUAGUGCUACACAUCCAAACUGUAUCAUGGAUUAAACAAAGAUCUCUUUCCUCUGAAACGUUUCCUCCACUGACCUCUACUAAACAAAAUGAGCUGUCUGUAUAAUCAAAUGUAAUCAACAGUGUAAUACAUGUACAUGCAUUAACAUCUCUAAUAAUAUAUUUUAUAGUGAAAAUUUUAUAAUGAAUUCUCAUGUUUUUCUUACAGAUAUUCCAAAAAUGUUGAGGCCCUAUCUCAUCCGCUGUAACUGUCAACCUAUCAUGAUUUCCUUAGAAUAACAAAUUUUGUGUAUAGUCAUAAAUACUUGAGUGUUUUGGGUUUUUUUUCUGUUGCAUGUCGGUGUAUUUUAGUCACAGGUAAAAAAACAAAACAAACAAAACAUGUAGCUACGAGUCCCUCCCUCCAUCUGUAAUGCUAUUUAUUUCAUGUUUCUGUCUGUAAAUGUUGGAGCUCUUCUGUAAUCCCUGUAAAAAAAAAAAAAAAAAAAAAACCCAGCUGGUCUCAGAUCAGUUUUUUUUGUCUUUGUUUACAUGAGGGUUCAGAACAAGGCAGGCAAGGGGCUGAAUCACUGCCUUUUGUUAACUCUUUAUUUUUUUUGCUUCUACUUUUAGCAAUUUCUAUAUCAAACUGCUUCUGUUAUGUUUAUAAUUAUUAUAUUUUGUAAAAAAGAAAGAUUAAAAUGAUCAUGUGGUAAAUAUUAAAAUGCUUUUCUUGUGUAUUAAUGAUUUUAGAUGUUGGCACACAUCCGUCACCUUAAAGUUUAACAAGGGGAGAAGUGAAAUCCAAAAUCUGUCAAUGUAGAAUAUACUCAUAUCAUACAGUUGUGUAGAUUUGGUUUAAGAAAUAUUUCAUGUAUAUGCUGUGAAAGAGAAACACUUGCAGUACUGAUCUGAUUCAUUAUCUUUUAACACUUUCAUGACUUAAAGUUCUCACAUUUCACCUUUUUUUUAAAUUCUGGCUUCAUGCUUUGAAUCUUUACAUUUAAUCAUUAAAUUAUACAGUUAUACAUGUGUUUGCUAUUAAAUGGAUUGGAAUGGAUCACAAUGAAGGCAAAAAAGCACAAGAAUCAUUGAUGUAAUGUCUUACUUCAAAUCUAAAUGUACAGGAGCCCAAGGGGGUCACACACCUAGACUUUUUAUCCACUUUGUUUUUUCACAAGAACAUGGCAUUUAUGUUUUUUUCAUCAGCGCUCAAAAUUUUCACCCUGCUAUCGAGACAAAAAAAGUGUUUCUUGUAAAUGUCUGUUGUUUUUCAGGAUUUAAAUGUAUUUCUCCCAUCUCUCCAAUUUUAAGAUUACGGCACAAAACAGUCAAUGAUCAGAACCACAGAGAACAGACAAAGCAACAGAGUUUUCUAAACUUAUCUAACACCUUGAUCCUCUGAUCACUCAGAGCACUACAUUACAUAUCUCAUUCACACACUGAUGGCAGAGGCUGCUGUGGAAAGCAGCAUCAGUAUUGGCUUCUCACUUUAACACAGAAAACCAACUCUACCACCGAGCUGCAACCACUCCCCCUGGAAGGUCUGGUGGCUCUGCUUGGGAAUGUUGCUUGGGAAUGUUUCAGAUUUCAGGUUUGUCGCUGUGAGAGGCCCCCCAGGAGCAAGAGGUUGGCUGGAGGACCCAGUGGAGCUAAGAGAAGAGGUAGAAGAGGAAUAAGUGAGGAAGAAGUCAUUAGAGGAGAGCCCAAGACUAGGAGCUCAAGCUACCUUACACUGGAUUAGUGUGAGUAAAUAGGUUGUUUCCCACUUUUUUCAUUUGUUUUAUUAGUUCCUUAUUUUCAUUUUGUUGUAAGUGUUUGUUUUACUUUGAGGCUAUAUCUUUGAAUAUUAUUUUGGUCUUCUGAUUGCUGUGAAAGGGUCCAGCCCCCAUUAAGGAUUUGAAAUGAUUGGUGAUAUGAAGUGUUUCGUUUUUCUAGUGAACAUUUUUUUCUAGGCUAUAAAGUUUUCUCUCUCCUCUCAUUCUCCUCCGCUCUGUAACUCCCUCUGCUGGUCCCAGGCUGCAGUUGAAGGAAAAGAGCCUCGGGGUGGUCCUGUGGCAGACUUCGCCUUCUCAGGAGCAGCAGCGUGAUUUCAUCAGUUGAUCCAGUCUGUAAUGUUGUAUGGGAGGCACAACAAUUACACACAGAAAACUUUGUAUCAUGGUGGAUAAAAUUACAUCAGCAAAGACACUGAAAGCAAUCAGGAACUUGUAUUGUCAUUUGCUUGACAAAAAUUCUCAAUGUUUACAUUUUUAUGUUUGUUGUGUAUGUGUGAUGAUAUGCCUAUUGAAAUUUAUAUUUAAGUUCAUAUAUAUCAUAUUACAAAAUGAUAAAGUGAAUGAAGGUUUCUACUUUAGCUGUUUGUAACUUUUCAUCCCAAAGACUUUAAUAGAGGAGGGGCAGAUCCAAAGGUUGACUGAAAUCUGCUUGGUCAUCCCAAAAUCUGUUUGCCUUGUCAGAGGCUGGACUGGUGUAAUAAUUAACCUGCUGGGCUGUGUUACAACAGGCUGUCAGUCUCUUUCCUUACAUCUUAAUUUCGCUCAUUUCCCUUUUCAAGGACUGCAAGUUUUUUCUUUUUCCAUGACUCAAAAGAUUAAUAAAUAAUAAAUAAAUAUAUAAACAAAACAGGGUCACAAAAACAUCUUUGAGCGCUCCAGUGUCUGUCAGGAUUAGUGCAGGUCAAACUUUGUCACACUCCUCAGAGGAAGAAACGUUUUGCAUCCUGGUUAAAAGUAUUCUAUUAGAUUUAAUUCAGUCUAAAUUACUCCCAAAUCUUCACCUUGAACUUUAAUU
This is a messenger RNA of Xyrichtys novacula (pearly razorfish), 19259 nucleotides long. NCBI's taxonomy places the organism in Eukaryota, Metazoa, Chordata, Actinopteri, Labriformes, Labridae. The record is from the annotation of a GenBank genome assembly.